CUAUUCGGUCUCGCUUAAAAUAAUGGAAGUUUUAAAACAAUUUAUGAAUGUGUUUAAUAUCGCUUAAUUUCACUUUUCGCUAAUGAACGAGAUUGUGAAUUGAUGUAACGCGGAAGCAGUCAUAACUAAUGUUUAGGUUCAAGAUUAGCAGCUAGUCAGUGUGUUAGCGCUACCGUUAGCUAGCUGCUGAAAACUUGAAGAUAUUUAAAGCGUUUAACGACAAAGUGCGAAAAUUGUGACUAACAACCGUGAGAGGAUUUACGCUCCACUGAUUUAAACAUGGAGUCUUCGGACAACGCGGGCGAUGAGACGCCCAUGAGUGCCCAGAACGUGUACUCGGCUCUGGGUCUGAGCCCAGAGGACGUCGAGGCUUUGGCUCAAAUCCCAGAGAACGAGAUCAGCGUGGAAACAUUACCUUAUCUCAUCAUGCAACUCAAAGCCAAGCGGGCAGAAAAGGCUGCCGCUGCUACUGCCACCACCGCCGCCGCCACCACCGCCGCCGCUGCUGCUGCCACCGUCGCCACUAUUCCUGCUGCUGCUGCCGCUACAGACACGGAUUCUAGCGACAAACCAGAGGCGGAGUCUAAACAGGCAGAUGAAGAUACAGAAACGACAGAAAAAAAGAUGGAGAAAGGUGAAAGCCCGCCAUCUUCGAGUGCGUCACGUCAGGAGUCCAGCCAGGAACAUGAGCAACCCGGGAAGGGGGACAGCCACAAGAAGAGUGAACGAGCAAGUUCAGGAGGACGGAGGGACUCCAAAUCGAGGAAGUCAUCCCGAGAGAGACAGAGCAGCGACGGUGCAACCGCAGAGGAAAAUGAGUACGAUGACAAGCCGACAGUUUUCCCGCACAUCUGUACGCUCUGCAAGACAGAGAGCAAUGGCUCCAAGGCAUGGCAGAGUCACAUCCGGGGCUUCCGGCACACCAAAGCACGUAGAGAGCAGAUGCUGUCCAGCUCAACUGACGACUCUCACUCGUCUCGUCGAGGUUCUCGCUCGUCCCUGCCAAGUAAACGCUCCUACAGUUCAGAACGGAGCUCAGGAGACCUAUCUUCACCCUCGGAACGUUUUUAUCACCCUCCUAAGCCCUUCACAAAAGUGGUGGUGGCCAAAUAUCCGAUGGGCAGCAUGGCCGUGGCGGACAUGUUGGAGCUGGGAAAACCAUUUGGAACCAUAGUUAAGCAUCUCAUCUUCCCUUUUAAGGGAUUUUUGGAGUUCAGCUCUCAUACAGAAGCAAAGGACAUGGUCGCUCACUAUCAGACUAAACCCGCCUUCAUUAAGGGUCAGCGCAUCAUUCUGUGUUUAUCCCCAACCGUCGAGGUCAUUCAUCCUCCAGAGGCGUACGAGCCAUCGUCGAAGCGCUCGAAGCCGUCCUCCCAGUCUGUUGUGUGUUUUUCGCGUCUGCCUCCAGGGAAGGAGACGGAGGACAAGGUGCUGGAACUCGCAGGUUUAUUCGGUGAUGUGCGCUAUUCAAAAUUCACUGAAGACAAGGGUUUGAUAGAGAUGGCGGAUUGGCAUGAUGCGGACAUAAUGGUAAAGUACUAUCACUUCAACCCACUGAGGAUUCAAGACAGGAGCAUCAAAGUGUCCAUUUCAUCUCGAACCAACCUCCGAGACAGCAGCCCCGAGCGUUCUUCCAGCAAAAAGUCAGACUCCAGCAAGAGCCGCAGCAGCAGACAGAGAAGCGAGUCGUCCUCCUCCAAGAGUGCGUCCCACUCCAGCAGCAAAGACAAGGAGAAGACUGAGGACAAGAAGGAGGGAGAGAAAAAACAGGAGAAGGAGGGAGAGACAAAAGAAGAGAAGGAGAAAGUGGGUGAGAAAAAAGAGGAGAAGGAGGCGGAGAAGAAGGAGGGCGAGGAGACCAAGAUGAAGGAGGAAGAGGCGAGGAACGAGGAAGGUGUUCAGGAGGGGGAGGAGGAAGAGCAUAGCCUGGUAGACAAAGGUGGGGCGGAGGUUGAAGCCAUGGAAACAGAAGAAGUACAGGCGAAGGGUGAGGAGGUGGAGAAGGAAGGAGCGGAUGAGGCUGAUGCUAAGGAGGAGGAGGAGAGGAAAGAAGAAGAGGAUCAAGUUCAGGAGGAGAAAGACGAGAGACACUCAGAGCGAGGAUCGGAGGAGGAAGCUGAGGAACAGGAUGACCUGGAGGACAUGGACUUCCCAGAGAAUAUGGAUGAUUUUGUCACCCUGGACGAGCUGGACGAGCUGGACAACACAGCUGGAGACUCAAUAGAUUCCUCUGAACCUCAGAGGGGUAAAGUGGUUGUUGUGAGACCCAUCAGGAACGAAUUUAAAGAAUCCCGUAAGAAAUACAUGAAAGAAGCUCUGUUCAAGAUGGCCGCCCCGUUUGGUGAAGUCGUCAACUUCGCCAUCUCCUACUACAGACAUGAGGCGCUGAUUGAACUGGAAUCGGUGGAGAAGGCUCGUGAGAUGGUCGAUUUCUAUAAAAGCAGAAAGCGGUCGAGGCUGUGCGGGAGACCAGUGUCCGUGACGCUGUGUAUGACCUUCGACACCAUCGAGGGUCCCAGUGGGAGGACGUUGUUUAUCAGCAUGCUCCCUUUUUUCAAGUAUUCAGACAAGUCUCUUCUCAGACUCGCACGGCCUUUUGGGAAAAUCACCGCCUACUGCUUCAACAGGGUGUACGGAACGUGUUACAUCCAAAUGGAGUCAGUGGAAGCAGCUGACAGAAUGAUCCAGAAAUAUUUACCCUGGCCUCUGAAAUUGUACGGCACUUCUCUAAAGAUCACUAAGUGCAGGAAAGGAGACUCUCUGAUUCCCUGGACUACAGCGGAUAAGUUUGAGCUCUGGUACGAGUCGAAGAUGGGGGCAAGCUUGGAAGAGAGGAGAGAAAACGGCCAGGCGGUUAAAAACAGCAGUGGAGAGGACCAUCACAGUCCUCUGUCCAGCUCUGAAGGUGUGUGUGGAGAUCCUGCAGAUGAAGGAGAAGAUUCAGAAGAAGAAGAGAAAGAUCAGACCCCCCUCGGACCCUACCAACCCGACAACCCUGUGGGUAUCAGCUACGUCGUCCCCAAGAGUGGUUUCUUCUGCAAGCUCUGUAACGUUUUUUACACAGAUGAAAAAAAGGCCAAAUCGGAGCACUGCAGCAGCCUGGAACAUUACACCAUGCUGAAGAAGAAGCGCGGUGAGGCGACUGAGGAAGAGGAGGAGGAGGAGGAACAGAUGGAUGGCCAGACAGAAGGAUGAACGCAUCAUCGACCGAUGGAGAUCAAACACCUGAUUUCACUGCAUAUUUUUUUCUAUAAAAAGGAAAAAAAAGAACUAGGGCAACAUUCCAACCUUCGUGUUUCAGUCCUUUUUUUUUUGUUACAUAUACUUUGUUUCGUUUUAUUUGACAAACCACAACAGAGAGAGACAAAUGCUCAUCAGAUGAUCAGACAACAAAACUAAUUGCUUCUUAAUUGUUUCAGGUGGUGUGUGUGAGAGCAGAUUAGGGGUUCAGUCAUCGUAGAUUCUUAUUGAAUAAACAAAAGUCUGUUUGAACAAAA
This is a messenger RNA of Clarias gariepinus (North African catfish), 3497 nucleotides long. RefSeq lists its product as uncharacterized. Bases 280 to 3195 code for a protein of 971 amino acids. The transcript has 20 exons. Lineage: Eukaryota; Metazoa; Chordata; Actinopteri; Siluriformes; Clariidae. Gene Ontology annotation, cellular component: nucleus. Gene Ontology annotation, molecular function: RNA binding; zinc ion binding. The record is from RefSeq and is a predicted model, not a curated record.